AUGCAGUCACAUCACUGGUCUACACUUCGUUUUUUUAAUUUAAAAUUUUUUUUUGCCUCAUACUCUCGCUGUCUGACACACUGUCUUCUUAGCAGCUUGCCUCCACUCUAAACCCGUACAUUAGCGCGACGGGUCACAGCGGCAGUGAGAAUGAUGAUGUCCAAAAACUCCUCUCUUGGGAACCACUCGCUCGAGGAGUUAAUCUCUGGAGCGCCGGCUCGGAGUCCCUCCCUCUCCCGGCUGGGGCUCCGCCCCUCUCCCCUCGCCGCCGUCCCGGAGGGCUUGCCCUGUAGGGGGCGGCCCCAGCCGGAGUGCUCCGCCCGGCGGAGCUGCGGCUGCCGCGUCCGGCUACCGGACCGGACCCCGGGCGUGCCGACGGCCGGAGCCGCGCCGGCCCCCUAGCCCGCCUCCCUGCCCGCCCUCCGCGCCUCCCGAGCCCUCUCCCCACUCCCCGCAACUGUCCUGCACAUGGUGAUGAGUUUCCGGGUGUCUGAGCUCCAGGUGCUUCUCGGCUUUGCUGGCCGGAACAAGAGUGGACGCAAACACGAACUCCUGGCCAAGGCCCUGCACCUCCUCAAGUCCAGCUGUGCCCCCAGUGUCCAGAUGAAGAUCAAAGAGCUUUAUCGCCGACGCUUUCCCCGGAAGACCCUGGGGCCCUCUGAUCUCUCGCUGCUCUCCCUGCCGCCCGGCACCUCUCCCGUAGGCUCACCUGGUCCGCUAGCUCCCAUUCCCCCAGCCCUAUUGGCCCCUGGCACUCUGUUGGGCCCCAAGCGUGAGGUAGACAUGCACCCCCCUCUGCCCCAGCCUGUGCACCCGGAUGUCACCAUGAAACCAUUGCCUUUCUAUGAAGUCUACGGGGAGCUCAUCCGGCCCACCACCCUUGCAUCCACUUCUAGCCAGCGGUUUGAGGAAGCGCACUUUACCUUUGCCCUCACACCCCAGCAAGUGCAGCAGAUCCUCACAUCCAGAGAGGUUCUGCCAGGAGCCAAAUGUGAUUAUACCAUCCAGGUGCAGCUAAGGUUCUGUCUCUGUGAGACCAGCUGUCCCCAGGAGGAUUAUUUCCCCCCCAACCUCUUUGUCAAGGUCAAUGGGAAACUGUGCCCCCUGCCGGGUUAUCUCCCCCCAACCAAGAAUGGGGCUGAGCCCAAAAGGCCCAGCCGCCCCAUCAACAUCACACCCCUGGCUCGACUCUCGGCCACUGUUCCCAACACCAUCGUGGUCAAUUGGUCAUCUGAAUUCGGACGGAAUUACUCCUUGUCUGUGUACCUGGUGAGGCAGUUGACUGCAGGGACCCUUCUACAAAAACUCAGAGCAAAGGGUAUCCGGAACCCAGACCACUCCCGGGCACUGAUCAAGGAAAAAUUGACUGCUGACCCUGACAGUGAGGUGGCUACUACGAGUCUCCGGGUGUCACUCAUGUGCCCGCUAGGGAAGAUGCGCCUGACUGUCCCUUGUCGUGCCCUCACCUGCGCCCACCUGCAGAGCUUCGAUGCUGCCCUUUAUCUACAGAUGAAUGAGAAGAAGCCAACGUGGACAUGUCCUGUGUGUGACAAGAAGGCUCCCUAUGAAUCUCUUAUCAUUGAUGGUUUAUUCAUGGAGAUUCUUAAUUCCUGUUCGGAUUGUGAUGAGAUCCAGUUCAUGGAAGAUGGAUCCUGGUGUCCAAUGAAACCCAAGAAGGAGGCAUCUGAGGUUUGCCCCCCGCCAGGGUAUGGGCUGGAUGGCCUCCAGUACAGCCCAGUCCAAGAGGGAAAUGCAUCAGAGAAUAAGAAGAAGGUUGAAGUUAUUGACUUGACAAUAGAAAGCUCAUCAGAUGAGGAGGAUCUGCCUCCGACCAAGAAGCACUGUUCUGUCACGUCAGCUGCCAUCCCAGCCUUACCUGGAAGCAAAGGAGUCUUGACGUCUGGUCACCAGUCAUCCUCGGUGCUGCGGAGCCCUGCUAUGGGCACGCUGGGCGGGGAUUUCCUGUCCGGUCUACCACUACAUGAGUACCCACCUGCCUUCCCACUGGGGGCAGACAUCCAAGGUUUAGAUUUAUUUUCUUUCCUUCAGACUGAGAGUCAGCACUAUGGUCCCUCCGUCAUCACCUCGCUAGAUGAACAGGAUGCCCUUGGCCACUUCUUCCAGUACCGGGGGACCCCUCCCCACUUUCUGGGCCCACUGGCCCCCACGUUGGGGAGCUCCCACCGCAGCUCCACUCCAGCACCCCCUCCUGGCCGUGUCAGCAGCAUUGUGGCCCCUGGGGGGGCCUUGAGGGAGGGGCAUGGAGGACCCCUGCCCUCAGGUCCCUCUUUGACUGGCUGUCGGUCAGACAUCAUUUCCCUGGACUGAGUUCCUUGGAUUAUGGAAACUUCAUUGCCCCCAACACCGAUCAAGUAUGCUGUGGAGUCCUGACCCCUGGCUACUCCGACCCCUCGGGGGUGGAGGGGUUUGGCCAAAGGCCAGACCUUCAUGGACACCUACUUUUGGCCUCAUCUCUGCCUGACAAGGCCAGCACCCAAAAGGUUAAUAUUUAACCUCUUUUUAAGGACAUUGGGGUCUACUUUUGGAAAUGUUCUUUAGAUGGUGGCACAUUCCUUUGGACAUGUUGACUUAGGCAGUGGGAGGCAAAAAUGGGAUGGGAUGUGAAUUUGAGGAAGGACUGAAUCCUCAGCCUUGACUAUGUGUAGAGCCUUUUGGGGAAGGGGCCCUUCUCUUGUUCCUCAAAUACCCUCUCUUCCCAUUCCCAGAUCCAUGGCUCUGUUUCUUCCCAUUUUCUUUUCAUGUCCAUUCCAUUCCCUUUGGCCACACAGACAGAUGGAGAAACUGAGACAGGCUGUUUCAGAGACGGACAGAGAACUUUAUUUUGGGUUGUGGAUUUUUUGUACAUAAACAAGAAAAACCAAAAUACUCCAAAGAUGACUUCCCUUGCCUCCUGCUUCCAGUAUGACCGAGGAGGAGAUAAGGCCUUAGCCAUGAUCCCCAGGGGUUUGGGAGCAGGGCCUGGCCUAUUACCUGGUUCUCUCUCUAUUUAUAUAUUUAAGUUCAUGAUGUUUCUUAUGCCAACAGGCCAGGACUUAAGCUUCUAGAGGCCCAUGGCCCUGUGGUUAGGCCUGGCUCAUUCUGCACCUUUCUGGAGAGAGGCGGACCCUUGUGUCCUCCCCCGCAAUCUCCUUUUUCAGGCUUCUCCAGGGCCUAGGAUCUAUGUUGUAAUUUUACUUUUUACUCCCAAAGUUGUAGUGAAGUUCUCACCCAUAAUAAAGAUUGUGAAUGUUC
Microcebus murinus (gray mouse lemur) is the source of this 3252-nucleotide messenger RNA. It is a transcript of the gene PIAS3, whose product is annotated as protein inhibitor of activated STAT 3. Gene Ontology annotation, biological process: protein sumoylation; regulation of transcription by RNA polymerase II. NCBI's taxonomy places the organism in Eukaryota, Metazoa, Chordata, Mammalia, Primates, Cheirogaleidae. Gene Ontology annotation, molecular function: transcription coregulator activity; zinc ion binding; SUMO ligase activity. Gene Ontology annotation, cellular component: chromatin. The record is from RefSeq and is a predicted model, not a curated record.